Molecule: messenger RNA, 978 nt
Organism: Volvox carteri f. nagariensis
Lineage: Eukaryota; Viridiplantae; Chlorophyta; Chlorophyceae; Chlamydomonadales; Volvocaceae
Exons: 10
Biological process (GO): chitin catabolic process; carbohydrate metabolic process
Cellular component (GO): extracellular region
Molecular function (GO): chitinase activity; chitin binding
Source: RefSeq, a predicted model, not a curated record
UACGACUGGAGCCAGAUCACCGACCUGGCAUGGGUGCCCCCGCAGCGGGUCGACGUAAUCUGCGCCGCACAUGCGGCAGGAGUCCGGGUAUUGCUGAAUGCCGAUGAUGUAUCCCUCGCCAUUGCCGACACGGACUUCCGCCGGAAGUGGAUCGCAAAGCAAGUGGACCUCGCUCGCUCGUACUGGUACGACGGAAUCAAUUUCGACCACGAGCUUCCCGCUAAGAUGGGGUCGGACCUGGCCCUGAACUACACCGCGUUGGUGAGGGACACGGCGACCGCCAUGCGACAGCUAAAUCCACAUGCCAAGAUUUCGGUUGAUGUUCCCUGGGCGCCUUUUGGUAAUGAUGGACGGGACUAUGACUACGUGGGCCUUGCGGCCGCGGCCGACAGAUUGUUCGUCAUGUCGUACGAUAUGCAAGCCCAGAUAUUCGGCCGCUGCGCCGCCGCCGCCAACAGCCCGCUGCCUCAGAUCCUGAAGGGUGUACGUCAGUACCUGGAUCUCGGGAUCUCCCCAAGCAAAUUGAUUCUGGGUGUAGCGUGGUACGGGUACGACUAUCCCUGCGAGCGGGACGAGCACGGUACGGCACCUGAAGCCCACAUCGAUGUCUGCCUCAUCCGCCCGGUUGAGUACCGGGGAUGCCCCUGCAGCGACGCAGCGGGGGCCCAGCGGGAUUACAAGGAUAUAAUGGCGCUGCUGCGAUCAGGACGCAACACCACAAGCCUGGUAUGGGACCCCCUAGCCGAGAGUCCGCGGUUCAACUAUGUGGACGAGAAAAGCGGUGCCGUACAUCAGGUUUGGUUUGAAACACCGGAGAGUCUAACUUUGCGAUAUGCGCUCGCGCGCGAUUUGGGUUUUCGAGGUGUGGGCGCCUGGAAUAUGGGAUCCCUGGAGCAUUCGGAAGGCGCAGAGCCGGCGGCCCGCGCGGAGACAAGCGCCAUGUGGGGCGUGGUGAAGACGUUCACAGGCGGUCCAUGA